Molecule: messenger RNA, 11371 nt
Organism: Coregonus sp. 'balchen'
Lineage: Eukaryota; Metazoa; Chordata; Actinopteri; Salmoniformes; Salmonidae
Source: the annotation of a GenBank genome assembly
GAAGACGAUUCGUCGUGCGGCAUUGUUACAUUAUGAAGCGUUAUCUAAUUUGUUUAUAUUUUUCUACUUCGCUAUCUAGCUACUGUAAUAUCUAAUGUUGGGUGUUUCAAGCUACUAUAGCUAGCUAUCUAUUCUGUCAAUACAGUUAGCUAACGUUAUCUAGAUAGCUACUAACGUUAGAUAGGCUAACUGCCAUUAGCUAACUAACUUAUAUCUAACCUAGGUCUGGGGCUUUAUCUACCAUAGCAAUUCAUUUUUAACUUCCAGUGUUGUCCAGUCGUUCUGCAUCGCUUCUGGUAUGGAUUAUGGGAAGGAGAGGGUUGUGGCGUUGGUGGAUAUGGACUGUUUCUACGUGCAGGUGGAACAGAGGCUGAACCCCGCGCUGAAAAACACCCCGUGUGUGGUCGCACAGUACAAGACAUGGAAGGGAGGCGGGUGAGUCGACGUAGCUAACAUACACACAUCAAUCCAGAAUAAAAUAUGUAGACCUAGGGGCAAUGAGACAGUGGGAGUGAGUCGUAGGUGCUUCCCAUUACCCCAUGUUUCUUCGUUGUAUGGGUCAGGCAGGCUAAGAUUUAACUCCAGUGUCCAUUAUAAUGUAAUGGAGACAGUCAGUGGAAUUAAACCUUAGCUUGGGCUAGGCCUGACUUGUGAUGCAUACCUACAUCGUCUGGUUCUCACCUCUACAAAACGUUUGUCUCUCCCAUACAUUAGUUUUUUUUGCAUGGACUGCUCAGAAAACAUACCUGGACUAUGAUACUCACACUUUGUAUCUUUACCCAGUAUCAUAGCUGUGAGUUACGAGGCCAGGGCCCAUGGUGUCUCCAGGAACAUGUGGGCAGACGAUGCCAAGAAACUGUGCCCAGAUCUCCAGGUUGCAAGGGUCAGAGAGGCACACGGGAAGGCAGACCUCACCCAGUACGUGUCCGUUAUACAAUAUUUUAAGUAACUUGUUACCAAAACGUAAAUCCCCAGGAACUCCUUCAGAAAGCCUGCAGUGCUAACCAGCUAACUGUCACCCCCUGUGUAGUUACCGGGAGGCGAGUGUGAAUGUGAUUGAGGUGAUGUCACGCUUCGCUGUGCUCGAGAGGGCCAGUAUUGACGAGGCCUACAUGGACCUGACUGCUGCGGUACAGCAGAGAUUGAAAAGCAUGACUGAUCAGCAGGUAGACCCUCAGCUCCUGAAGACCAGCCACGUCCAGGGCUACCCACUGGCUCCUCUUGACCAGGAAGGGGCAGCACAGGACACCGCAACUGAUAAAGGUGAGUUUUAAACCACAGUCGUCAUUGGGCUGGGAUUGGGUUCGUUUACCCCAAAAACUCUAAAUAUGAGUGUCGAGUUUGAGCAUUUCAGAAAAAUAUUUAGGCCUAUCUCUUUUAGUGCUGUGUUCUCAUUUUAUAUACACUGCUCAAAAAAAUAAAGGGAACACUUAAACAACACAUCCUAGAUCUGAAUGAAUGAAAUAAUCUUAUUAAAUACUUUUUUCUUUACAUUGUUGAAUGUGCUGACAACAAAAUCACACAAAAAUGAUCAAUGGAAAUCAAAUGUAUCAACCCAUGGAGGUCUGGAUUUGGAGUCACCCUCAAAAUUAAAGUGGAAAACCACACUACAGGCUGAUCCAACUUUGAUGUAAUGUCCUUAAAACAAGUCAAAAUGAGGCUCAGUAGUGUGUGUGGCCUCCACGUGCCUGUAUGACCUCCCUACAACGCCUGGGCAUGCUCCUGAUGAGGUGGCGGAUGGUCUCCUGAGGGAUCUCCUCCCAGACCUGGACUAAAGCAUCCGCCAACUCCUGGACAGUCUGUGGUGCAACGUGGCGUUGGUGGAUGGAGCGAGACAUGAUGUCCCAGAUGUGCUCAAUUGGAUUCAGGUCUGGGGAACGGGCGGGCCAGUCCAUAGCAUCAAUGCCUUCCUCUUGCAGGAACUGCUGACACACUCCAGCCACAUGAGGUCUAGCAUUGUCUUGUAUUAGGAGGAACCCAGGGCCAACCGCACCAGCAUAUGGUCUCACAAGGGGUCUGAGGAUCUCAUCUCGGUACCUAAUGGCAGUCAGGCUACCUCUGGCGAGCACAUGGAGGGCUGUGCGGCCCCCCCCAAAGAAAUGCCACCCCACACCAUGACUGACCCACCGCCAAACCGGUCAUGCUGGAGGAUGUUGCAGGCAGCAGAAUGUUCUCCACGGCGUCUCCAGACUCUGUCAUGUGCUCAGUGUGAACCUGCUUUCAUCUGUGAAGAGCACAGGGCGCCAGUGGCGAAUUUACCAAUCUUGGUGUUCUCUGGCAAAUGCCAAACGUCCUGCAUGGUGUUGGGCUGUAAGCACAACACCCACCUGUGGACGUCGGGCCCUCAUACCACCCUCAUGGAGUCUGUUUCUGACCGUUUGAGCAGACACAUGCACAUUUGUGGCCUGCUGGAGGUCAUUUUGCAGGGCUCUGGCAGUGCUCCUCCUGCUCCUCCUUGCAAAAAGGCGGAGGUAGCAGUCCUGCUGCUGGGUUGUUGCCCUCCUACGGCCUCCUCCACGUCUCCUGAUGUACUGGCCUGUCUCCUUGUAGCGCCUCCAUGCUCUGGACACUACGUUGACAGACACAGCAAACCUUCUUGCCACAGCUCGCAUUGAUGUGCCAUCCUGGAUGAGCUGCACUACCUGAGCCACUUGUGUGGGUUGUAGACUCCGUCUCAUGCUACCACUAGAGUGAAAGCACCGCCAGCAUUCAAAAGUGACCAAAACAUCAGCCAGGAAGCAUAGGAACUGAGAAGUGGUCUGUGGUCACCACCUGCAGAACCACUUCUUUAUUGGGGGUGUCUUGCUAAUUGACUAUAAUUUCCACCUGUUGUCUAUUACAUUUACAUUCCAUUUGCACAACAGCAUGUGACAUUUAUUGUCAAUCAGUGUUGCUUCCUAAGUGGACAGUUUGAUUUCACAGAAGUGUGAUUGACUUGGAGUUACAUUGUGUUGUUUAAGUGUUCCCUUUAUUUUUUUGAGCAGUGUAUAUGGUAUCUUGACAUUCUAUAUCUGUCCACAUCCCUGAGUUUCUGAUAAAAGACCAUGUCAUUUCAGAUUUUCACAUAAAAAAAGUAUAAUUACAUUUUAUUGUUAACAUACACAUAUUUAGCAGAUGUUAUCGUGGGUGUAGCAAAAUGCUUAUGUUCCUAGCUCCAACAGUGCAGUAAUACCCGACAAUAUAAAUCCCCCCCCCCCCAAAAAGGAGAUUUAAAAAAUAUUAGAAAGAGCAAUGAGUCAGAGUUCGGAAUAUAAAUAUACACUGAGUGUACAAAACAUUAGGCACACCGGCUUUUUCCAUGACACAUUGACCAGGUUAAUACAGGUCGAAAACUAUGAUCCCUUAUUGAGGUCAAUCUGGAGGUGAAAGAAACGCAGACCUGUUUAGGUGAGGUGCUGGCUAGUGGAGUAGAACACUUGAAAAAGAAAAGGAGAGCUGCAUACUCUAGGAGCUCAGAUGCAAUCAUUUAAUAACCUAAUAACCAAUGUUUCGACAGACAAGCUGUCUUCAUCAGGGUAUAAUGACAAACACUGCGGUUCACUAGUUUUUUAUAAACUGGGUGGUUCGAGCCAUGAAUGCUAAUUGGCUGAAAGCCGUUGUAUAUGAGACCGUAUACCACGGGUAUGACAAAACAUUUAUUUUUACUGUUCUAACUACAUGUGUAACCAGUUUAUAAUAGCAAUAAGGCACCUCGGGGGGUUUGUGUUAUAUGGCCAAUAUACCACGGCUAAGGGCUGUAUCCAGGCACUCCGCGUUUUGUCGUGCAUAAGAACAGCCCUUAGCCGUGUUAUAUUGGCCAUAUACCACACCCCCUCGGGCCUUAUUGCUUAAAUGUAGUUUCAAUGGACACACAGGUGUCUGUAAUCAUGGCUGGGUGUGGCUUGAUUUCAUUGGUUAAUUUCAGAUAUAAAUAGAACAUAUAAAAAGCAUAAAUGAAUAACAUACGAUCAUAGAUAUAAUUUGGCUACAUAGGCCAACAAACAUUUACAAUGGAUAGCAAAAACACAAUAAUCACAAGAAUGGCUUCAGAUUAAAGUCUACGUUGAGACCGAAGAGAGCGAGGGUCUUUAAAUUAAAGAUUCAGGUAGCCUCUCGUUUUAACAAUAAAUUAUCAAGGGUACCCCCUCUCCUAGGGAGGGUGAUGUGUUCGAUGCCGAUAUAAGAAGGGAUGAAACAGUGGUUAGCUUCCAAGAAGUGGGCCGCAACUGGGUACAUUGAGUUUUUGCACCUAAUAGUGCUAUGAUGCUCAGAGAUUCUUACUUUUAAUUUGCCCUUCGUUCCCCCCACAAUUUUUACCACAAGGACAAGUUAUAAGAUAAAUAACUGCCUUAGUGGAGCACGUGAUAACACCUUUGAUUGGGAUCGGUUUCCCUGUUUGAGGGUGUUUGAAGGAUCUACAUUUGUAAGUGCCGUUGCAUUGAGCACAGCUAUUACACUUGCAGUUUCCAUCCAAUAGAGGCGCAAAUAGACGUUGUGCGGGGGUAUUUUGGGGUGGUAAAUCAGAGUUUACCAAUUGAUCUCUGAGAUUUCUGCCCUGCGAGAAUACGACCAAGGGAGGGUCCGAAAACACAUUACCCAUACUGUCAUCGGAUCUUAGAAUGUGCCAAUGUUUGUGAACCAUUCCCUUCAUUUGUUCAGAGCACUUUGAAUAGCGCGUAGUAAGAAUGCAAGAAUGCUUCUUUUCACCAGACUGUCCUUGAAAGAGAUCAUGUUUCGAUUUGUUUUGGAUUUUCUCAAUGGCGGUAUUAAUCUGACCAUUUUUGUACCCCCUCUCUUUGAACUUUCUUUGCACCUCAGCCAUAUUUCUGUGGAAAUCUGAUCGAUCUUUACAAAUUAUUUUGAUUAGACAGAAUUUGCUCCAUGGCAAACUGUUUUUCAAGGGAAGCAGAUGACAGCUAUCAGUCCUCAACAAACUAUUACGAUCAGUAGGUUUCCUGUAAAGAUCAGUGUAUAGAACAUCAUCCUCACACAAGAUAUAAAAAUAAAGUGAAACUGAUUUGACGUGUGUCAGAUUGCAUAGUAAAUCUCUGGUGCUCAGAACAAGAGUUAAGAAAUGCAUGGAACUCCUGGAGCUGUUUUGCAUCACCCCGCCAUAGAACAAAAAUAUCAUCAAUGUACUGUUUCCAAAUAAUAAUGUUAGGCAAGAAAACAUUUUUGAGAGGUUUGAGAAUUGACUGUUUCUCCAUUUAACCCACAUACAAAUUAGCAUAGUUAGGAGCCAUAGGGGAUCCCAUAGCAGUACCCUUCGUCUGGAUAAAGAAAUAAUUUAGAAAUAGUUGUGUGUGUGUGUGAGUACAAUUUCAGCCAAUGUUAUAAUGCAUGCACUGGAAGGUAGUUCAUUGGGUUCACGUUGCAGAAUUAUUUUUUCCAUGGCUUCAAUACUGCCUCGUGUGGAAUAUUUGUGUAUAACGACAACAUCAAAAGUAACUAACAAAAGGAUUCUCAGGGAGAGGAUCAAGAGAUUCAAUGAUAGAGAUCAUACUGCUGGUGUCCUUUACAUAGGAGGGGAGCUGUUCUGCGGGUGGUCUAAUAACACAUUCAACAACAGUUGAUAAUGGGGCCGUUACUGCAUCAAUGCCCGCUACAGUAGAGCGACCAGGAGGUUUUGUAACAUUCUUGUGUAAUUUCGGCAAGGUAGAGAAAGUGGCAAUUUUAGGGUGUUGAAUAGCCAAAAAGUUGUGUUCUUUUUUUAUUGAUUUGACCAGAACUUAAAUACCCAUCUAGGACAGUAAAGAUAGUGUUCUGAAAUUGGGAAGUGGGGUCACUUCUGAGUUUCUUGUAAAAGGUGUUGUCAAGCAGUUGUCUAUGACCCUCAUUUACAUAAGCUGUCCUAUCCAUGAGUACAACCGACCCACCCUUAUCAGCAGGGCGGGUAAGGACUGACGUAUCGGAUUGUAAAUCAAGCAAAGCUUGUUUUUCAUCCUUAGGUAAAUUAUGGAAAGAUAUGUACUCAUGUUUGUUCUUAACCCUCCCGUUGUCCUAGGGUCAAAAUGACCCGCCACUGUGUUGAACCAACUUUAUUUAAUUUGUAUAUUUUUUUUGAUCAUUUGUGAUCCUCCUUCUCACAAAUGAUCCCAAAAAUAUACAAAUUAAAUAAAGUUGGUUCAACACAGUGGCGGGUAAGGCUGAACGAUUUUGGAAAAUAAUCUAAUUGCGAUUUUUUGCCCCCAAUAUUGCGAUUGCGAUUUAAUAUGCGAUUUAAUUUAUUUAUCCUUUUUCCCCUACAAAACAUAAUGAAUGAUUUAAAUAUGACCAACACAAUAGUAUAUACAUUUAGUGUGAAAUGUUCUUUCCCAUAGGCUGGGUCUAUUUGUUAGAAUUAAAUUCAAACAUGUAUGACUUGAAAUAAAUGACAUUUUUAUUGAACUGCUCAUUACAGAAACAUCUGUGGCUUUGCCACUGUGCAUUUAAAUAAUUUAAACAAAGGCAUGAACUUUGUAAACACUGUGUGCAAAAGGUACAGUCUUAAGAAAAAAAUAAUUUUAAAUUGUAUGUAUCUUACUGCUCCCAAGUCAGUAACAUUUCACACAACUGAAACAAGGAAUUAGCUUUGAAAAUAUUUUGUAAAAUCAAAGUAAAUAAAGUUAUAAAUAAAAAAUGAGAAAUGCACUUUUAAUUUAGACAAACUAUUUUUUAUAAACGAUUUGAAUAUUAUAAUAUAAAAUAGAUGAGCCUCACUUAUCUCAAGUACACAACAAUAACACACCACACAGACUAAAGUUCACUACGAGUAUGGCACUGCCAGCCAUACUUAUCCAACAGUUCUGUUCUCAGUGGCUCACAGGUUUUUUGCUAAGAAAACCAGAAUAUUGACUUUUUCUGGCUUCAAGGAUGAGCGAGUGCAAGUCACAAUAUUCCCUCCUGUGCUAAAAAGACGCUCUGAGGGAGCGCUUGUAGCAGGUACACAAAGAUACUUGCGUGCCAUGGUGCACAACUGUGGGUAGCUGAUCUUGUGCACCCUCCACCAAGCCAAUGGAUCAUCUUCUCCAUCAAUGGUAGGAGUCAUCAGGUAAUUGUUUAUCUCUGCCUCUGCGACUGAGAGGCAUCAUAUCUUUGGCUAUGAACUCGGUUAUUGUCCGAGUGAUUUCUCCGUGCCGUUUUGAAUUACGUUCAUACGGAGUGACACUUUCGAACAUUUCUGUCAGUGAUCCCUGUCUUGAGGUAUUUGGCUUGUCUCGCGCACUGAUGCUCGGCAUUUUGGUCAUACAACUGUCAUGCAUUGAUUUGUGGUAUUUUUUUAAGUGCUGAAACAGGUUUGUAGUGUUACCCCGUGAAGUAGCAAUCGGAGCACGGCAUGCUCUGCACAACACCUGACGCUGCUCAGCAUCUUCUUUUUUAAAACCAAAAUAGUUCCACACCACCGACGUGCUGUUCCUCUUCGAUAUUAAAGUAUCAGCUGUGUCAGUUUCUGACUGUUCCGUCGAGCAAGAGGCCAUUGCGCUGGACAGCAUGAAAAGUCGCGUCACGUGACCACCUCAAAUCGCGCACGUUGCGAUUAGAAAAUCGCGUUCAGUCAAAUCGCGAUAUUAUCGCGAAUGCAAUUAAUCGUUCAGCCCUAGUGGCGGGUCAUUUUGACCCUAGGACAACGGGAGGGAGGAGAUUAUCAACAUCUUUUUCAACGAGUCUGCAAUAUGUCUCAAUAGAACGAUUGCGAUUGGCUGGAGGUACAAAAUAACUCUAAGGAGUCGGAGUGUGUGCAGGUGAGGUCACCUGUUAAAUCCACUUCAAUCAGUGUAGGUGAAGCGGAGGAGACAAGUUAAUAAAAUACUUUUAAGCCUUGAGACAAUUGAGACAUGGAUUGUGUAUGUGUGCCAUCAAGAGGAUGAAUGGGCAAGACUAAAUAUUUAAGUGCCUUUGAAUGGGGUAUGGUAGUAAAGGCCAGGCGCACCGGUUUGUGUCAAGAACUGCAACGUUGCUGGGUUUUUCAUGCUGAACAAUUUUCAGUGUGUGUCAAGAAUGGUCCACCACCCAAAGGACAUCCAGCCAACUUGACACAACUGUGGGAUGCAUUGGAGUCAUCAUGGGCCAGCAUUCCUGUGGAACACUUUCGACACCUUGUAGAGUCCAUGCCCUGACGAAUUGAGGAUGUUCUGAGGGCAAAAGGGGGUGCAACUCAAUAUUAGGAAGGUGUUCUUAAUUUUUUGUACACUCAGUGUAUAUGUAUAUGAUGGUGUAUAUAGACAGUAUGGACAGUAUAUGAAUAGAAAAGGUGUGUACAGCAGUAGUUAAAUAGGAUAAGCCUUGACUAGAAUACAGUAUGUACAUAUGAAGUGGGUAAAACGGUAUGUAAACAUGGUGCUCCUCUCCAUGGUUUUCCCCAGAAGAGCGAAGGUCCAGGGGCCUGCAGCAGUGGCUGUCCUCCGUGUCAGAGGGCUCUGGCUGUGCAGAGCUGCGGCUGGCUCUGGGGGCUGUGAUCGUCGAGGAGAUGAGGGCUGCAGUGGAGCAGCAUACAGGCUACCGCUGCUCAGCAGGGAUAUCCCACAACAAGGUCAGUACUCUCUUCCCCUCUCAACACAACCAGUGUGUUCUUCCUCUUUCUGUCAAUAGUUCUACUAGCUUCCUUUACUUGUGUCCUUUCCCUCAUGAUCACUGAAUCUUGGCAGAACAUGACAGGUCUGAGCAACAUGGUGGAAACUUGGCCAGUCCUUUCAGCUGUCAGUUCUAGGGCAGUGUCUGUUUACUUAUCAUGUCUCCCCAGGUGCUGGCUAAACUAGCCUGUGGUCUGAACAAACCCAACCGCCAGACAAUCCUGCCUUUAGGCUCUGUUCCAGAGCUCUUCAACUCACUUCCCAUUAGCAAAAUGUGAGUGUACUGCUAGUGAAAACUAACUGUGUGCUGUAACUGAGAGAAAAAGACAAUUGACACAAUUACACAUAUCCUUCACUAUACAUGCAACAUACAAUACGAUCUUUCCUGGACUACAUGACCACAAACUAUGCAGAUGAAUACAGAAUCAACCUUACAGACUCAGAGAUAGACUGAUCCAGUCCUGUUGUUCCUCUCUCCAGCCGUAACCUGGGGGGUAAGCUGGGGGCGUCCAUCACAGAGACCCUAAAGGUAGAGAACAUGGGAGAACUGACCCGCUUCUCUCAGGCCCAGUUGGGACAGCACUUUGGGGACAAGACUGGGUAAACAACACACACUUCCUUCAUGUCAUGAAGUAUAUAAACCACUCUUUCUCAAUGAACCACACUUAGGUACUACUGUGGAUCAUUUUAAGUUAUUAGCUAAUUUUUUAUAUUGCAAUCUGGUGUUGUAAAAGUAACUAUUCUCUUAAAGUAGUUAUACUAUUUGCAGUGGUGACUAAUAUAGUUCCUAUAUUGAUAUAAAUAAAUAUUGCUCUCUUCAGCCAGUGGCUGUACGACCUGUGUCGGGGGUUUGACUUUGAGGCAGUGAAGCCCAGACAACUCCCUAAAUCCAUCGGCUGCAGCAAGAACUUCCCUGGGAAGACAUCUCUCGCUACCAGAGAGCGGGUACUCAGAGCUAUAUUCAUGCCCUCUCUCCAUCUGUUCUUCUGUCUGCCUCCUCUGGUGCAUCUCAGUAGAUUAUGGCCAGUCUCCCGUGUUGAUUCUUGUUGAGCUCUAUUCCUUCUAGGUCUGUUGAUGUCUGAAUAAAAACCUCUGUCUUAUCUCUGCAGGUGCAGCACUGGCUCUAUCAGUUGGCUCUGGAGCUGGAGGAGAGACUGACAAAGGACAGAGAGAUGGUGAGGGACUCCAUCUCAUCUCACCAUCUUCUCUUUGUCUCAUCCCUCCCUGUCUGGGUCACGCCCUCGUGAGACUAAGGGACAGAAGGAUAAUCUACCUGCAUACAUGUCACUCCUCUCCCUCCCAUUUCUGUCACUCAUUCUAUCUCUCUCCCUCUCUGUGUAGAAUGGUCGUGUGGCUAAGCAGUUGACUGUGGGUGUAAGGCAGUUGGGUGAUAAGAGGCCAAGCAGUUUCUCUCGGUGUUGCGCGUUGGCGCGCUACGAUGCCACCAAGAUCUCAUCGGACAGCUUCGCCAUCAUCAAGAGUCUUAAUACAGCAGGGAACCAUCAAGCAGCAUGGCAAGUUGCACAAAUUAAGUCUGCCGUGACAUUAGCUAUAUAUGCAAACAAAUCUAGACAGCAUGGCAAAUAUAACACCAUUAUUUGGAACACUACAGCUAUAGACCCCCUGAAAUCUUAACCUUCAGAGACUUUGAUUUCCCAUGGCCAGAGUAUUUCUUAUUUUUUGUAUGUUCGCGUUGUCUCACUCUCUCUUUCUGUCUCUUUCUAUCCAGGACUCCUCCCCUCACCCUGCUCCACCUUUCGGCCAGUAAAUUUAAUGAAGCACCCUCUUCCGGGGCCGGAGGAAUCGCUGGCUUCCUGUCCAGUGAUGUCACUUCCACCCAGGCCUCCACUCAGUCUUGCUCUGGCUCAAAGAAGGACUCCACCCCCGAGAGAUCCGGCGCCAUCCAGUCCUUCUUCCAAAGAGCUGCAGAGAAACAGAGGAAGGAGGAGGAGGAGGAGGAGGAGGGAGAUGAAGAAGAGAAUGAUAGGGGCUAUGGAACCUUUCUCCCACCUUUAUCUUUUCCUGUGUCUUUCUCUGUAGUAGAAAGGAGUGUGUCUGAGAAUACAACCCCAACCUCAACUGUCCCUAGUAGACCUUGUCACCCUUCCUCUGUAGUCAGUUCAUCAGCCAGCCCCCAGACUGCCAUUUCCUCCUUCUUUCAGAGGAAGACUCUUGGGAGAAACCAGCAGCUCGCAACCGCAGCCUCACACAGCGACAGUUUCGCAACAGGCAGAACAAGAUGUUCCACAGUAGGAAAUGAUACAAUAGGAAGUGUCCGACUUUUAACAGAAACAGUUGAGUGUGAAAUAGCAGGAAGUUACACAGCUCCGGGAGCUAAAACAUGUGAAGAGCAGACUGUGAACGUAAAUGUAAAACACACGAAUCACACUCAAUUCACUGGUUCUAACCAAGCAGAGGACCAAUCUCUGGGGUCUGGGGAGGGAACGUGUACCCGAUCAGAGGAAAAACAGUCUGGGGGGUCAGAGUUGCCCUACUAUCCCCCUUCUGACCCGCCUCAGUGCCUGGCCAGUGUGGCCAAAGAGGACCUGCUGACCUGUGAGUGCUGUGGCCAGGACGUGCUGGCCUGGGAGAUGCCUGAACAUAAUGACUACCACUUUGCCUUGGACCUACAGAACUCUUUCUCCUCCACCAAUGCCUCUCUUCAUUCCUCCUCUCUCUCCUCCUCUGUUUCGACCGCCUCCCGCCCACCUCUCAGAGCAGGCGCCCUGCUGUCGUCCCAUGGGAAGACGCGGGCCAGGGGCCAGUCAGGACCCAAGUCUAAACGGCUCCGCUCCACAGGGGGUAGUACUGGUACGCUGGACUCCUUCUUCAAGAGGAGCUGA